Messenger RNA from Larimichthys crocea (large yellow croaker), 1814 nucleotides. It is a transcript of the gene tspan33a, whose product is annotated as tetraspanin 33a. NCBI's taxonomy places the organism in Eukaryota, Metazoa, Chordata, Actinopteri, Sciaenidae. The record is from RefSeq and is a predicted model, not a curated record. The coding region runs from base 8 to 1009 and encodes 333 amino acids. Gene Ontology annotation, cellular component: plasma membrane. The transcript is spliced from 9 exons.
UAAAGACAUGAGACGCACAAUGGUACACACCCAGAUGCAUCACGCCCAGUCAGUGCUGCCCACAGUGCGCUGCAGGCGGCAGCUUUCGACUCCUCGCCGCUACUCUAAUCGCUCGUUUGUGCGCAAACUUGGACAACACGCUUGGAUACUUGUCGCCAUGGGAGGAAGACGCAGAGGCGCACCUGGAUCUGACGAGGACUACUCCUUUGUCAGUCCAGUUGUCAAGUAUCUGCUGUUCAUAUUUAAUUUCUUAUUUUGGAUAAUCUCCCUGGUGAUGGUGUCAAUCGGCAUGUAUGCCCGCAUGAUGAAACACGCAGAGGCAGCUCUGGCCUGUCUGUCAGUGGACCCCGCUGUAAUGCUGAUGGUCGUGGGGGUCCUCAUGUUCAUCAUCACCUUCUGUGGCUGUGUGGGCUCCUUACGAGAAAACAUCUGCCUCCUGCAGAUAUUCUGUAUCUCUCUGACGGUGAUCUUCCUGCUCCAGCUGGUGGCUGGAAUCCUGGGCUUUGUCUUCGCUGAUAAGGCCCGGAGUAAAGUGACUGAGGUGAUCAAUAAUGCCAUUGUCCACUACAGAGAAGACCUGGAUCUGCAAAACCUCAUUGACUUUGGUCAGAAAGAGUUUGGCUGCUGUGGUGGUGUGGCGUACGUUGACUGGUCCCAGAACAUGUACUUCAACUGCAGCAAGGACAACCCCAGCAGAGAGCGCUGCUCUGUCCCCUUCUCAUGCUGUAUCGUAUCCAAAGACAAGAUGGUUAUCAACACCAUGUGUGGACAGGGCAAACAGGAAUUAGAGUACAUUGAAGCUGGUAAAUACAUCCACGCUAAUGGCUGCAUAGACAAACUGGUGAACUGGAUCCACAGCAACCUGUUCCUGCUGGGAGGCAUCGCUAUGGGACUGGCCAUACCACAGCUGGUUGGCAUCCUCUUGUCGCAGCUUUUAAUCAACCAGAUCAAAGAACAGAUCGAGCUCCAGAACUACAACCUCAAGCACAGCUUUGAUCCGUGGAGCUGACCCAGGCCGGAUCAGACCAGAUUCUGGUGAACAGCACCAAAACAUGGUGAAACCAGCAGGUGGUGGAACCGGGACAGGGGACCACAAAUGCUAGUUCUUUAAAAAAAAAAAAAAACAUCUGUCCUCUCUGCCUAGACCGAGCAUUCAGUGUCAUUGUUCUUGGACUUAAAAACUCAAGAGUGGUGUUGAGUGGAGUGGAGCAUGUGGACAAGUGAUUAAUGUGCUUACAAAUACCUGGCAUGGUGGCGGAAGUCAGGACACACACAAAAGAAAGUGAUGGAGAAAUAGGACUCUGUCGCCAUCCAGUGGAAAUAGACCAUGCUUGGUCAAAAACUUACAGCAGUUAGUAAUAUCCAAAGCGGAGGGAGGGGAGAUGUUUGGUGCUCGGGGUCAUAUUGACAGGAUUAUUGACCUUCUGCAGUCAGUAUAAUCUGCAACAUUUUUUAAUCUUUCUAUGCCAAAUAAGAGUGGUAUUGUGGUAUUAUUAGGAAUUGUUUUUUUUUUCAACUGUAUCCAUGAUGUUGCAAAUGUUAACUGAAAAAGAAAUGCAUUUUUGAACAUAUAAUGAUUUUGUAGACUUUUUCAAAAUAAAAGACAGAAACUUGUGCAUUCUUUGUAAUGUGGCUUUUGGCUGUUAGCAUCAGUGAGUGAGAUACAUUCUGCCAUGUAUUAGACAUGUAUGCACAAAAAUGUGCCAGUUUUUGGUUUGUAGUUGAAACACCUGUGUAAAAAAAUAAAUUACCUCUAUGCUCCAGAGAUGCCAUGUCUGCCUGUUACAAAAAAACGAUUAGCAUAACAGAAUAAU